Mya arenaria is the source of this 1572-nucleotide messenger RNA. Its product is annotated as endoglucanase D-like. Gene Ontology annotation, cellular component: membrane. Bases 99 to 845 code for a protein of 248 amino acids. The transcript has 5 exons. Lineage: Eukaryota; Metazoa; Mollusca; Bivalvia; Myida; Myidae. Gene Ontology annotation, molecular function: calcium ion binding. The record is from RefSeq and is a predicted model, not a curated record.
AACCACAUUCUAUAAGAGGCAGCACUCGGCCCUAGUACCUUGCAGUGACUUGUAGCUUCUAUUUUGUUAACAAAAAAAGGACACAUUAAUAAAUCAAGAUGGAUCUAAGGACGUUUGCCGCAUUCUUGAUCAUGGCAGUCUGUUUCAUUAAGCAGUCGGAUGGUCAGAUCACUGCAUGGGCAGAAACUGGCGGUAAUUCAGCAACAAUCACAGGAGCAUCUGGCACUAUGACAGUUGCAGCCCUAUCGGAAAGCGUAGCUGCGAAUGGCGCACUGUUUACUGUGACUGCUACACCGACAGGCACAGACACGAUAGCUUCUUAUGCGUUCACAACAGGCGGGAACCCCGGCACCGCUGGUACUAUUGCCACUGCUACGUCAGGUGCUGUCACCGCCACGAAUGCUAUUAGUGAUUCUAUAGCAACAAGCUAUGUAUUUGAAAUCAUCGCCACCGAUUCAGCAGGUAAUAUGGGAACAGCCACGGUAACGCUGUCGGUAGCCGACCUUCCUGGUCUUUCCGAUUAUGAAAUUCCAGUGUGUUUGGCUGACGGCGCUGCUAUCGGUACAGCAGUCACUACACUUUCUGCCACCAACACAGUUACCUCAUGGGUCGUAUCAGACACGACCAACUUUGCCGUUAGCAACGCCGGAGCCGUGACGACAGCGGUAGCCACGAGUGCUUCAACCAAAGCAGGAUACGCAAUAACCGUUACCGCAACCGACGCAAACAGCAAAACAUCAGUAGCAAAUAUCUGGAUCGUAGUUGGAAUCUGUAGUGGAGCCAUGAAGAUGACCGUCACUGCUGCCUUAGUGAUGAUGUCCUUUGUCAGCGCCUACCUUAUCUAGUGCUACUUACACCUACAUGUUAUUCUUCUUUAGAUUUCAAAACACACUCAAAAGAACAAUUUCAGUACCAAAAUCAAUUAUGAUAAAGAUCCUCAUCUGACCUUAAUAUGAUCUAAAUAAAAAUUAUUAUUAAGCCAAAAGUAAAAUAACUGUGGUGGGGCAUAUACAUGAUUACUUUGAGUUGCAGUAUAUAACGUAAAAAGUAUUAUUAAAGAAGAAAUAAAAUGAAAAUUCUAGAAAUUCGAAUAAAAAUGCAUAUUGUUGCUUAUGAGACUUUCAAUAUCAUAUUUUUUUAUCAUAUCAAAGGGCUUUAUUAUAAAUAGAUUUUGAACAUCGAUCAAAAUAAUUCAACUUAAAUGGAGACAAAAUACAAAAUGUGUGUUGCGAAACUUGUUUAGAUAUUUUUUUAUGUCGUGUUUGUGUUUUUCGCAUGUAUACUACAGUACUGAUGUCAACAAUUGUCACCUUUGUCACAUUUGACUAAUAUUCAGAAUAAGUGUUAUUGUACUAUUCUGGUAAUACUGUGCAUGACAUUAGGGAAAUAGUAUACUGCUCGAGAGAUUGUAAACUGUCGUCUGUGUGCAAAAUGGAGACGUUUUUCGUAUGACUAUCAAUCUGAUAUUAAUUCUGUAAAUUUGAUAUGAAAUCGAAAACUAAACCUAUAUACUAUUGUGCAUUCCUUUAUGCAUACAAGCGUGUAUGGUCAAGACAAUAAAUGUACAAUGUU